GUCAAUAGCACUUCCAACUAAUUAAAGUGUACGAGGCCCAGUAAGAUUGGUGGCGGAACCGCACAGAAUCUGGGAUCCUAUGUAGUCAUUUUGUUGUUUGCUGUAAGUACUGUAUGACGACGAGGUGGUUCUGUGACCGUUGUUCAGAAUCACGACAGUGUUGCCCUAUUUUUCUAAGUCUGCAAGUGCAAGGAGAUUGCGCAGUACUUUUUCUCAUUUAAGUUUGAAUAAUAAUUAAAAUGUCAACCAUAAACAAGGACCAGAUCAUGGAUGAAUCGAACUGUUCAGAAAGCAAAGUACUGGAUGCGAAUAAAGAAGAGGAGGAAGAGGAAGACUUACAGAAGCUUCUAAUCCCUGACGUGCAGAAUCUUCCCAUGACUCCUCCUUCCGCCGUUGAAUCCAACUUUGCCACUUUUUUCACCAUAGAUUUCAUGAAACCAGCUCACGAUCAGUACGUUUACCGGCACGCCAAUGGCUUGUGUGUGAUUGGGUUGGCUCCUUCCCACGUUGCUUUCAAGGAUGAAGGUGGAAUCACGGCCGUCGAUUUCAAUGUUGGGAAGUCUGAUCGCAGCGAGAUGAAAGUCACUGGAAAGCGGAAGAAGAAUGCACAACACUUUGAGUCCAACACUGCUCUGUGCAAAAUUUCUACCAAAAAUGAUACCUAUAUUGUAAGAUGUUGCGUUAAAGGCUCCCUCUUGGAAGUGAAUCAACAAUUGAUCAAGCAACCACAACUGCUUAAUGUUUCGGCUGACAGAGAAGGAUAUAUUGCUAUUAUCAUGCCAAAACCUGCGGAUUGGCUCAAGGUCAAGGCUUCCCUUCUUAGCCUUCAGGAGUACAAGAAAUUGAAAGAACUCAGUUGAAUAAAGUAGCUUACCCACUAAGAAUGGUGUCAUUGAAAGGGCUUGCAUGAUUUCCCAGCAUGAUGUUUCAUUAGAGAGGUUCCGAAUGCCACAAACUAGAUGAAAUCGAACAUGGUUUAGGUGCAGAAGAUGGUUAGAAACCUCUUGUACUCUCAAUCCGUGGCAUUGGUGAUUACAUAAAUCUCAACUCCACGACCAACCAAGAAUCUCAUGAUGUUGGUUUUUCUGUCUUUUUUUAUAUACAUUUUUUGAAUAAUUUAAAUUAAUACAAAACAAUGACCACCAUUUUUUAAUGAUAA
This is a messenger RNA of Vigna radiata var. radiata (mung bean), 1159 nucleotides long. Its product is annotated as protein Simiate. Lineage: Eukaryota; Viridiplantae; Streptophyta; Magnoliopsida; Fabales; Fabaceae. The record is from RefSeq and is a predicted model, not a curated record. The transcript is spliced from 6 exons. Gene Ontology annotation, cellular component: nucleus. The coding region runs from base 240 to 860 and encodes 206 amino acids.